AGCUUGGGCAACUUCACCAGUUCAAUAAAACCAACGGCAGCUCAAUCGCCAGAGCAGCCAGUUGAACACAAGGAGGAAGACGAUUUAGCACAGCCUGGAACUGUAUUUUGUCUUUUAAUUUCUCGAGGAAAUCAUACGAUACUGCGGAGGCUACGAUACACGAUACACAUGGCUUUCACGUGCUUGCUACGGCCAACUCGAGAGGGAAGCUUCAAAAUUGAUGCGAGAAACUGACGGUAUACUGAGAUGAUUGAACUUCUAUGUUCAGCGACUUUGCAGUCACCGAAGACAUAUCCAUUCUUCCCGCAUUUGACUAGUCUGCUUUCCCUCGAUUGCUAUUUCCUACGUCUCUCGCUUUCGUCAUCAUGCCAACCAGCAGGACGCCUCCCACUCUUCCCCCAGCUGCAUCUGCCCAGGUUGCUCCCUUCCACGGCACCAGCUUUACCGAAGCUCACCCGAACAGGCUGCUUCCUUCACCGGCGGAGAUCAGAGAACGAAACAAAGCAACCGGGCAUCCCAAAGCGAAUGACCCGAACCGGCCCCCGCCGGUUAGGAUCCCUGAACUCGGUCUACUGGUCAAGUACGGAACGCAAGUCGUGCGGGCUGAGGUGGAGGCUCAGCGGUAUGUGUACAAGCACCUGCAGGGUCGUGUUCCGGUGCCCGAGGUGAUGGGCUGGGCCGAGGAUAGUGGCCAAGGCUUCAUCUACAUGGCCCUGGUCAACGCUCCGACUUUAGCGGAACGCUGGGAUGGUUUCACCGACCCUGUAAGGCAGACCAUUUGCAGGGAACUCCGGAGCAUGGUGCAGGCAUGGAGGGGUUUGAGGCAGGAUCCGAGCGACGUCUAUAUUGGUGCUGUCGGAAAACUGCCUCUGAACGACUAUCUUGUCACAGACUACAACAAGCUGAACGGGCCAUGGCUAGGCGGUGACGCUGUACAGGCCUUCCAAGCAGCCUGCAGCAUAGAGAUCGAGGAACAGCUACCGAUUGUUUUCACGCAUGGAGACCUUGUGCCCUGCAACAUCCUCGUAACGCCGGGGACGCAACCCGGAGUGGCUGCGAUCAUUGACUGGGCCCAGGCUGGCUGGUAUCCGUCCUACUGGGAGUGGUGCAAGUGCAAAUGGGUUGGUAUGCCGCUGGACUGGGGCAUGGACGAGGCUCUACAGGAGCAAUGGAAGUACCGCUACCUGCCGAUGAUCGUCGACGCGCUCCCUGACAGUACCGUCUACUACCCCUGGAUGCGGUUUGCACUUUCCAUCGGGUGCUGAACACUGGUGUCUACUUUAAAUUUAAUGGACUAUGACAUGUGAGCUAAUCGAUAUGAUUUGCUGCUAGCUGAUGUGAGAGAUAUUUCGGACCCAGGGACCACGGUUGAAGGGGGCUGCAG
This is a messenger RNA of Chaetomium strumarium, 1384 nucleotides long. RefSeq names its product kinase-like domain-containing protein. The transcript has 2 exons. Bases 366 to 1265 code for a protein of 299 amino acids. The record is from RefSeq and is a predicted model, not a curated record. NCBI's taxonomy places the organism in Eukaryota, Fungi, Ascomycota, Sordariomycetes, Sordariales, Chaetomiaceae.